AUGUUAAGAGAAAAAGUGUUGUUCAAGGUUGAGCAAAUGCAAAAAAAGUAAAGAGAAGAAAUGUUUUAAGUUUAUUUAUUGAUACAUAUUUUAUAGCUAAAAAGAAGAUUCAAUCAACCAAUUCAAUAAGUCUUAGAUGAAAUCAAAGAGGAUAAAAGUCUAAUUAUUGAUUUACUAUAUAGUAAUCAUAAGUUGACUGAAAAAUAGUAUAAAUGAAAUGUAUUUAGACCAAAUUAUGGAAUUAUUGAUUGUUUACUUAAUAAUUGCAAUUCAAAUAAAGCGUGUCUAUAAUUAUUAAUCCUAAUUAUUUUGAGGUUUAAAUAAAAAUCAAUUAAUAAUUAGAGAUAAGAAUUAAGUAGUUUCGGAGUACCUUCAAGAUAAAGAAAUCAAAUGUUAAAUUAUUAAAUAAAUUAUACCAAAGAAAGUUGAUUGA
Paramecium sonneborni is the source of this 433-nucleotide messenger RNA. The record is from the annotation of a GenBank genome assembly. NCBI's taxonomy places the organism in Eukaryota, Ciliophora, Oligohymenophorea, Peniculida, Parameciidae.